Molecule: messenger RNA, 1703 nt
Organism: Andrographis paniculata
Lineage: Eukaryota; Viridiplantae; Streptophyta; Magnoliopsida; Lamiales; Acanthaceae
Exons: 6
Coding region: 80-1285 (401 amino acids)
Cellular component (GO): Golgi apparatus
Source: RefSeq, a predicted model, not a curated record
CACUUCAGUUCUGCGAAACAAAGAAACAAAAAAUUCACAGAAGAGAAAAAGAAGGAGAAGAAGAAGAAGCUUGACGCCAAUGCGGAUCUCAAAAUCCUUCCAAAAGGCAAAAUCAGCGAAGCCUAGAUCUCCAUUCCUCCUUCUCACCGCUUCAAUUGCAUUGAUUGCGCUCCUAUACGUCCUUACAUCUUUACUUUCCACGAAUGGAUUCUCCUUUUCCACGCAAUCAACCAUAAGGAAGUUGGGCAACGCCUCCGCCAAUCGCCACACGAUGCACGAGAAGUACUUGUAUUGGGGCGCCCGGAUUGAUUGUCCUGGAAAGCACUGCGAUUCCUGCGAGGGUUUGGGGCACCAGGAAUCCAGCCUUCGGUGCGCUCUCGAAGAAGCCAUGUUUCUCGGCAGGACCUUUGUGAUGCCGUCUAGAAUGUGCAUAAAUCCUAUACACAAUAACAAAGGGAUUCUUCAUCAGUCCGAUAAUAUGGCUUCUGAGGAAAGGUGGGCAACUAACUCCUGUGCUAUGGAUUCUUUGUACGAUUUGGAUCUCAUCUCAAAUACAGUACCUACAAUUUUGGAUAAUUCAAACUGGUGGCACGAGGUCUUGGCAACAAGCAUGAAAUUGGGAUCCCGAGGGGUAGCACAUGUGCAAGGAGUUAGUCGAGUAGAUCUCAAGGAGAAAAGUUCCUAUGCUAACCUUUUACUCAUAAAUCGAACUGCAAGCCCCCUGUCUUGGUUCAUGGAGUGCAAGAAUCGAAAUGACCGAAGUUCUAUUAUGUUGCCAUAUUCAUUUCUUCCUAAAAUGGCUGCAAAAAGACUACGAGAUGCUGCAGAAAAGAUUAAAGCCCUACUCGGAGAUUAUGAUGCUAUCCAUGUUCGGCGAGGUGAUAAAAUCAAAACUAGGAAGGACAGGUUUGGGGUUGCAAGAACAUUACAUCCUCGUCUCGAUAGAGAUACUCGCCCUGAGUUUAUUCUUUGUAGAAUCUCAAAAUGGGUUCCUCCCGGGCGAACCCUUUUCAUUGCAUCCAAUGAAAGGACCCCGGGCUUCUUUGCGCCUUUGGCCGUAAGAUACAAAAUGGCGUAUUCAUCCAACUACAGCAGCAUUUUAGAUCCAUUAAUCGAAAACAACUACCAAUUAUUCAUUAUCGAGAGGCUCAUUAUGAUGGGAGCCAAAACAUUUAUAAGAACCUUCAAAGAAGACGACACGGAUCUCAGCCUAACAGACGACCCUAAAAAGAACACCAAGAACUGGCAGAUACCUAUUUACACCAAGGAAGGAGACAAAUGCUAAUUGACCUUUCGGUAUUUCUUUUCUUGGUCGAAAAAAUUGUCGCCAAUAUGUGGUGGACUGCUUCCACACCCUCUACUCCGACCAGGUCUGCUUCUUCAUACAAUACAUUACCCAGCCUGGAUCUGCAUUGUCUGAACCCGCCAGUAAAGGUAACCAACUCGACUCGACUCAACUUUGUUUUGGUAUAUAUUAAGUGAAUAUAUAUAUAUAUAUAUAUAAUUGAUAGCUAGACUGGAAACUUGGCUGGUUGAGUUCAUUUUUUGAUUGUUUUGUGAACUACGGCUUCAAAUGUGUGUAUGUGUGUGUAACCUUUUUUAUAUGUACGAUUUUGGAAUUGAAGCGAUAGUAUAGAAGAUGAAACUUUAAGUUUUCGACAUGAAGAACAUUUUUCGAGCCAAGAAACCUAUUAUUGGUUGAA